UUAGUAGGCGUGGUCACCUUCGGGUUUGGUUGCAUUCACAGUGCUGGUGGUGGGUGAGAGAUUGAACUCCAAUCUGACAGGAGGGCGCUGCUGCAAGUUAAAGGCAAGCAGAAACAUGGGGAAGAAAAGCAGAGUGAAAACACAGAAAUCUGGUAGUGGGUCCACCUCAGCAGGCACCCCCAAAGAGAUGAUGAAUCUAAUCUCUGAGCUUCUACAAAAAUGCAGUAGUCCCAGCCCAUCCCCAGGAAAGGAAUGGGAAGAGUAUGUGCAGAUUCGUUCACUAGUUGAGAAAAUUCGUAAAAAGCAAAAAGGGUUUUCUGUUACAUUCAAAGGUUCAAGGGAGGAUUUCUUUCCUGAAUUGCUAGCUUGGGCUUUGGAAAAUAGCGCUUCAACUGAAGGAUUUGAAAUUUCUUAUUUUCCUGAAGAAGGGUUUGGCUUGAAAGCAACCAAGCAAAUCAAGGCAGAAGAACUCUUUCUUUGGGUUCCCAGGAAAAUGUUGAUGACAGUUGAAUCAGCAAAAAAUUCUGUACUAGGUCCAUUAUAUAGCCAAGAUCGAAUCCUUCAGGCCAUGGGGAAUAUUACCCUUGCUUUUCAUUUGUUGUGCGAGCGUGCAGAUCCAAACUCCUUCUGGCUCCCAUACAUUAAAACCCUACCCAAUGAGUAUGACACCCCUCUAUAUUUUGAAGAGGAAGAAGUACAGUACCUUCAGUCAACUCAAGCCAUUCAAGAUGUCUUUAGCCAGUACAAGAAUACAGCUCGACAAUAUGCAUACUUUUACAAAGUUAUCCAGACCCAUCCAAAUGCCAGCAAACUGCCCUUGAAGGAUUCUUUCACCUAUGACGACUACAGAUGGGCCGUCUCUUCUGUAAUGACCCGCCAGAAUCAAAUACCAACAGAGGAUGGGAACCGUGUUACUCUGGCCCUAAUCCCACUUUGGGACAUGUGCAAUCAUACCAAUGGGCUGAUCACUACUGGUUACAACUUAGAAGAUGACAGAUGUGAAUGUGUUGCACUACAAGACUACAAAGCAGAUGAACAGAUUUAUAUUUUCUAUGGAACACGAUCAAAUGCUGAAUUUGUUAUUCAUAAUGGCUUCUUCUUUGAUAACAAUUCACAUGACCGAGUGAAAAUAAAACUAGGAGUGAGUAAAAGUGAAAGACUGUAUGCCAUGAAAGCAGAAGUCCUGGCACGUGCUGGUAUUCCAUCGUCUAGCAUCUUUGCACUGCAUUGCAGUGAACCUCCAAUUUCAGCUCAGCUUUUGGCUUUUCUGAGAGUUUUCUGCAUGAGUGAAGAUGAACUCCGUGAAUACCUUGUUGGUGCUCACGUUGUUGAUAAAGUAUUUACGCUAGGCAAUGCUGAGUUCCCUAUAAGUUGGGAGAACGAGAUAAAACUCUGGACCUUUCUUGAAACUAGAGCUGCUUUACUGUUAAAAACUUACAAAACAACUACAGAGGAAGAUAAGUCAUUGUUAGAGAAGCCAGACCUUUCUUUUCAUUCCAAAGUUGCAAUCAAAUUACGUUUGGCAGAGAAGGAGAUUUUAGAAAAAGUGGUGGCUUGUGGAAAGGCCAAGAGAGAGUAUUUUCAGAAGCAGCUGGAGGAAGGAGUACCUCUUCCAAAAUAUGAAGAAAGCAACAUCUCCUUAAUAGAAAACUCUGGUUCAGAGUCCAAACUGCCUAUCAUCUUGAGAAAGCUGGAGGGUGAAGAAAUUGGUGAGGAAGAGUUAAAGAUGACCGAGGUCCUCUCUGACAUGAAUACUAAUGGAGAUGUUCACGUGAAUGGAAAUAGUAAACAAUUUAAUGGCACCAGUGCAGAAGAUGAAAAAAUUCUGAAUGUUGAAGAAAAUGCUCAAACGACUGAAGUGAAGGGGACUGCUGAAGAAGUUAUUAUGUGCAAUAAACAGCACUCCUAGUUUACAUGAAAUGUGUUUUUGUUUUCUUUUUAGAGGCUAUUAAAGUGGCAGAACUUUAUGCACAUUGUCGCGUGUGGCUCGUGGCUUUGUUUGUUUAAACUAAAUGUUCAAGGAAUAAUGCUGCUUGUAAAUCUUUAACAAAGUAAGCAAUGAAUUUUGUCUUUUCAAAAACUUUGCUGUUUUCCAAGAAAAAGAUGCAUUGGAAUAAAAAAUAAGCUUAUUUAUUUUCUCUUUUGCCUAUUUUUGGGCACCGCUUUUUCUGUUUAAUUAAAUCGAGUACACUGAGGAAUUAUUUUUGAUGUUAUUAGCUAUUGUUUUACCUAAAACCUCAAGUCUUUAUUUAAUAUAAUUAUUUUAUAGAAUGAAAUGGCGAAUUCAAUGACAUGGUGAAAACUGAAAACUAUUGUACCUUUUCUGCAUCUUAAAGACAGAUUUUCAUUGCAUAUUUACUUAAUAACACAAACCUAUUUUUUAUUAGUGCAUUCUUUAUUUGGUUCUAUUAACAGCAUUUACAUGAUCAAUCAACAUUGUUAUUGAGCAUGUUCUGUUUGCGCAGAGAAACUUUUUUAGAUUGAUAGUUUUGCUUUUUUGUCACUUAUAGUAGGUCUUCAUUUGGCAGAUUCAGUGUUAAGUUUCACAUUGUAGGUAUACUGAUUAAAAAUGAUCUUGCAUUUUCAUAUUUUGAUUUCAUACCUAGACAGAAAUGUUUGCCUUAAUUAGAAUGUUAGAAGCUUGUGCUAUGUUUACUGUGUUUAAUAAGACUGCAGGAGUGCAGUGUAGAUUUCAACUGCUACCAGAAAAGUAAAUAUCAUUUUUUAUAAAAGGUGCAUUUUGCUCUUCAACUUGUAAAGAGGAAACUGCAUGCUGUCUAUUACUUACAAGAUUUAGCUGGUGAGUCUUUACCAAAAUAUAUACAUUUUAAUGUAUUUUGUACAGCAUCCUUCACAGAAAUUUGGUUGCUUUGUUUGACACUUUUGUUUUGUGAAUGUAUGUCUCUUAACUUAUUUUGAAAUUUCUUUAUUUCUGCAGCUGUUUACUUUUAAUGAACAUUUGGUUUCAGUAUAUAAUUACAAUGAGAAUUUUUUUUAAUCCUAGGUGGGUUUUUUUUUUUUUUGUGCCCUUUUAAUCACUCUCUCCGUUGUUGAACUUGCUUAAAUCCAGCUCAGUGGUGUAGGUACUGCAGACAGGAACAGGUAGAUAUAACUAUCUGGGGAAAAGCUAGUGUAGAAAUGGUUAAACCUGCAAACUCCGGUCUGCACAGUCAACAUGAAGGCCAAGCUUCAAAUACUGAUAUUAGUUAAAACCCUGAGCUGAAAUAGGCAGGUGUAAAGUUGGAUGAAAGGGUGGAAUUUUAUUUUACUCCAUUCCCCAGUUUCAGUCUUUUUUUUGUGAAUAUCUAGUUUGUUAAUUCUAUGGUAAUAUCUUUAUGAAAAAUUACCUUUUUUGUCCCUUUAGUCUGUAAAUAUCUUGGCCAAAUCACAAACUCCAAUACAGUAUAUUGGUCAUAUUUCUUUACAUCUGUAAACAAAUUGCAGUUUAAAGUCUCACUAGAAGUAAAUGAGUAACUGAAUGGUAUAACCCAGUCAUGUGGUAAAACACACACAUAGAAAUAUUUAUUUUAAAUGUUAUUAUCCAAUAUAUGUAGAAAGCCUUAACUAUUUCUCUCAUAUCUCUUUGGAACGACAAAGUUAAAAGCUUGUACAUAUUGAUUUUUUUUUUGCCUUAAAUGUUUUUUGUUAUUUGGAUCUUUUCUUUGCUGGAAGUCAAAAAUAUAGGUUUUGUGAAUGUACCAUUAAUACUCAGAACAUGCAGCUUUAAUUUGUAUUAUGAAAUACAUAAAUGUUCUGCCUAUAAUAAACAUGCUCUUUUAUUUAGGCUUGUGACUGUCAUGUAUCUAGCUUUAACUGUGGUUAAGUAUAAUUUCCACUAAAUUAAGUUAUUAUUCAAUUUUUUGUUAAUGUUUUUAAUCCCAAAUUCCCUAGCCCCACAAUGAAUCGUAAUGUUAAAGCGAUUAACUGCUUUGCUUGAUUCUUUUUGAAAUUAAACUUACUUAACAGGCUUA
Molecule: messenger RNA, 3971 nt
Organism: Polypterus senegalus (gray bichir)
Lineage: Eukaryota; Metazoa; Chordata; Cladistia; Polypteriformes; Polypteridae
Gene: setd3
Product: SET domain containing 3, actin histidine methyltransferase
Exons: 13
Coding region: 116-1909 (597 amino acids)
Biological process (GO): peptidyl-lysine monomethylation; actin modification; peptidyl-lysine dimethylation
Molecular function (GO): protein binding; transcription coactivator activity; histone H3K4 methyltransferase activity
Source: RefSeq, a predicted model, not a curated record